CCGACAUAAAAUAGAAAGUCGGUAAUUGGUGACAAAAGUGUCACUAAUAUAUAUAAUACGUUGAUAUUGUCCAAAUGUAUGCCUGAACCGGUGACCAGUAACAUAUCAACAUGAAACUGUCUAAAGCGCUCUGUAAAAACAUACCGUUGCCGCGCUUUACAGCCAGCAGGCUUACUCGCAGGGCCAAUAUGGCAGAGCAAGAGAGGGCAACGUUCUACUAUUCUAACCUAUUCUGUGUAGCAAUCACAGCACUACCUAUCGCGUAUUUACUAAAGGCUAACUACUGGAGUUGCCCUGAACAGGAGAACCUUCAUUACGUGCUCAAGCACAACGAGCACUACAUCAAAUCACCUAAGCAACUACCAUUGUAAUUUUUGUAGAUUUUU
Molecule: messenger RNA, 386 nt
Organism: Babesia bovis T2Bo
Lineage: Eukaryota; Apicomplexa; Aconoidasida; Piroplasmida; Babesiidae
Product: putative integral membrane protein
Exons: 3
Coding region: 111-371 (86 amino acids)
Source: RefSeq, a predicted model, not a curated record